AUGCUGUUGGUGUGGCGGUGGAGUAGGUCUCACCACCACCCGGACCACGAGCACCGAUACGUCCACGAGCACCGAGACGUUCACCCAGUCGACGUCAUCGAACACGACCAGGUCCACGGUCACGCGCUGCGAGGACUACGUCCCCCUCACCGACGGCCACACUGGCGUCGCCGAGUGGCACGACAGCGCAGGGCCCACCUGGACCUGCGAGGCCUACGACAGCUACGAUCUCUGCGCCUCCUCCGGGGAGCGGUACGAGAACUACGGCAGGACUGCCAGCGAGGCAUGCUGCGCAUGCGGUGGUGGCGUCAACAUGCUGAGCACCAGCACCCAGACGGCGACGACCACGACCGACUGCGUGGAUCUGGUCCCGAACGGAGCGGGGGAGUUCUGGUACGACUCCAGAGGGACUUUCUACGACUGCACUUUUUACGCCCACGCCUCGAUCUGCAACUCCGGCGCCGCCCAGUAUGCAAAUUUCGGGUACUCGGGCGUGACGGUCUGCUGCGCGUGCGGGGGCGGAACUGGCCUGACGGCCACGAACACCACGCAGACCGCCACGCACACCACGACACGCAGCGUGACGUCUACGGCUUCCAGCACCCCGACGACCGCCACCACGACGUCCAGCACCACGCCGACAUCCUCGGGACCGGUGGAUUCCCCGACUGCGACGGCGUCGACCCUGACGGUGUCGACUGCGACGGCGUCGACUGUGACGACUGCAACCGCGACCCAGUGUGCAAUGUCGGCUCGUGGUACGAUUUGCUGGGGGAAGCCUACGACUGCGAGUGGUACGCAGACAACUUCGAGCACUGCGGAGAGUUUGCGUUGGCAGGUCUCAAUUUCAAUAUGACUGCCAACGAUGCCUGCUGUGCCUGCGGUGGCGGGGUCGGUUACCCGCCGACCACCACGCACACGGCCACGACCACCACCGUCACCACGCACACGGCCACGACCACCACCGUAUGCGUGGACUGGCAGCCGACAUACCUGGACCCUUGGGAGGACGUGGACGGCAACGGCUGCACCUACUACGAGCGCAUCUUCUCGACACUCGGGGGCUGCCUUGGCCCCGCGGGGUUCGGCAGGGUGGCCACCGAGGUCUGCUGCGCCUGCGGCGGCGGGACGGGUCUGACAGCGACGAACACCACGGCCACCUCCACGAGCACCACCUCCUCCACGGCCACCGCUUCCUCCACCACGAGCAUGGCCAGCACCACCGCCUCCUCCACCGCGACGAGCUCAACGGAUACUUCGUUUUCCAGCACGGGCGUUACCUCGUCACUUACCACUUCGACGGAAACCAGCUCAUCGCGCACGAGCAUAUCGGGCACCGCCAGCAGUACCACUUCGAUCAGCAGAACCUCUGUAAGCAGCACCUCCGCCAGCAGUACAUCGGCCACCAGCACCUCGGCCAGCUCGUCCACCACGGUCACGACAUCUACGCAGUCAUUGACCGUAACGUCUCAGACCGCCAGCAGCACCCUGUCCACGGCAACGCCGUGCAUGGACUAUGUGCCCGCGGUCGACGGGUAUGACAGCGACGUGUGGUAUAAUAGCCAAGGCGCACUCUUUGACUGCAACUUCUAUGUUACCUACAAGCUCUGCAGCACUCCAGAUGAUUUCUUGAACUUCGGGAGAACACAUUUCGAGGCAUGCUGCGAGUGCGGCGGGGGGAUGAACAUCAAGUCCACGUCGGUCACGGGCACGACAGUCUCGACAUUCUCCUUGACUGAUACUUCCCGGACGGCCUCCACACUGACUGCCAUAACCAUCACGACCAGCACCACCACGUCUGUAUCGUUUACUAGUGCAACUUCCACCGCGACUGAUACAACAUCCACGGCGACGACCUCCACUGUGACGAGCAUCUCUUCUGAGACAGUCACUUACACUUCGUCGAUGACCUCCACGCAGACCACCGCCACUCAGACAACCGUAACUUCCACCGCGACUGAUACAGCAUCUACGGUGACGACCUCCACAGAGACGACACCUUUUCUGAGACGGUCACUCACACUUCGACGACCACCGCCACGCAGACCACCGCCACGCAGACGACCGACUCGAAGACCUCCGACACGCAGAUUACCGUAA
Messenger RNA from Prorocentrum cordatum, 2100 nucleotides. NCBI's taxonomy places the organism in Eukaryota, Dinophyceae, Prorocentrales, Prorocentraceae. The record is from the annotation of a GenBank genome assembly.